CGCCUGAAUUUGCUUCCUUGCGCUAUUAAAUAUGACGGAGCAGCAAAUUCAGACACAUACUUCUUGCCUGCCAAGCAAUCAGACGAUACAUACGAGGCAUCGUUCAGGGGACGCCAGCUGUUCGGAUGUAAAAUUGCACUUCCGAGCUCAUAUGUUGGGCAUGUGCUUAUUGACACGACCGUUGAAACCAAUACACAUGAUUCGGCAUUCGAGUCAGAAUUCUCUGAAGAGUCAGCAGUUGAGUAUAGGGAAUUGCUAUCUGUGAGCAGCUUUGACGCACUGACUGUAUGGGAGCAUGACCGAGUUCCGCCAGCUGAUGACGACGAGUUUAUCAGCUCUUUGGAGUGGAUUGACGUUGCCGCGAGUAUCCAU
Molecule: messenger RNA, 372 nt
Organism: Kickxella alabastrina
Lineage: Eukaryota; Fungi; Kickxellomycota; Kickxellomycetes; Kickxellales; Kickxellaceae
Product: ribonuclease H2, subunit C
Exons: 1
Biological process (GO): RNA catabolic process
Cellular component (GO): ribonuclease H2 complex
Source: RefSeq, a predicted model, not a curated record